This is a messenger RNA of Brenthis ino (lesser marbled fritillary), 3219 nucleotides long. The record is from the annotation of a GenBank genome assembly. NCBI's taxonomy places the organism in Eukaryota, Metazoa, Arthropoda, Insecta, Lepidoptera, Nymphalidae.
AUGGGCUUGAUAACGUCGAGGGAUCAGACAAUGCUAGACGGACCGGUCGGGACGACCAAGAGUAACCAUGUACGGCAGCCGUCGACCAGGAAUCGCACCAAGCCUCCCAUGCCAGACAGGGAUGAAUUGGAGAACCGAUUCAUCAAAGUAUUGGCGUCCAUGGACCUUCCUCCGGAUAAAGCGAAGUUAUUGCGCAAUUAUGACCUCGAAAAGAAAUGGGAGAUUAUAUGCGAUCAAGAUAUGGUCCAAGCAAAGGACUCGCCAGCACAUUACCUCAACAAACUGCGCACCUACCUCGACCCGAAAGCGUCCAGAAGUCAUAGGAAAAGGAAAAUGGUCGGGGAUUCCACAUCGACACAAGUGCUUAGGGAUUUAGAAAUAUCUUUACGAACCAAUCACAUCGAAUGGGUAAGAGAAUUCCUAAACGACGAUAACCAAGGCCUCGACGUGCUGAUCGACUACCUGAGCUUCAGGCUGAGCAUGAUGCGGCACGAGCAAAGGAUAGCGCUCGCCAGGAGUCAGUCCACUGACGCUAUCAACCAGGCUAACACAACAACAUCAGACUGUAGCGCGCCAACAGAAGCGAACGGCACACUGAGUUCGACCUGGCGGCGCAGGGCGCGGUCGGCUGACUCCGACGGCGAGACGGUGGGCAGCCCGGCCGCGGCCCGGCGGCGCACGCGACACGCCGCCCGGCUCAACAUGGGCGCCUCCACAGACGAUAUACACGUGUGUAUCAUGUGUAUGCGGGCUAUUAUGAAUAAUAAGUAUGGUUUCAACAUGGUCAUACAACAUAGAGAAGCAAUCAACAGCAUAGCCCUGUCUCUAGUCCACCACUCCCUAAGGACUAAGGCGUUGGUUCUAGAACUUUUGGCUGCCAUCUGCUUAGUCAAGGGCGGCCAUCAAAUAAUAUUAUCCGCAUUUGAUAAUUUCAAAGAAGUGGUCGGAGAGCCCAGAAGGUUUCACACACUGAUGGAGUAUUUCAUGAAUUAUGACACCUUCCAUAUAGAGUUUAUGGUGGCGUGUAUGCAAUUUGUGAACAUAAUAGUCCAUUCAGUAGAGGAUAUGAACUUCAGGGUGCACCUCCAGUACGAGUUCACUGCGCUAAAGCUAGACGAUUACUUGGAGAGGCUAAGAAUGUGCGAGAGUGAGGAUUUGCAGGUUCAAAUCUCAGCGUACCUCGACAAUGUAUUCGAUGUGGCUGCCUUGAUGGAGGAUAGUGAGACCAAGACUGCGGCUUUGGAAAAGGUCAACGAUUUAGAAGACGAGUUGGCACAUGCGAACGAGCGCCUGGCGACGCUGGAGCGCGAGGCCAUCGCCAAGCAGGCGCGACUUGAGGCGGAACUGGCGCAGGCUCGGUGCGAGCGCGACCAGCUCGCGGAGGCGCGGCGGCAGGUCGUCGAGGAGGUGUCAACAUUACGGCGAGCUCAGCAAGACUCUCGCAACCGACAGUCCAUGUUGGAGUCCAAAGUGCAGGAGUUGGAAACUCUCACUAAAUCCUUGCCACGCGGUGCUUCUAUGGGUGCCAUAUCCGCACACACGCUGUGCAACGGCACAGUGAAUGGGCACAUCUCCCCGCCCCUCAUGAACGGGGACGCCCACACGCUGCCGGCGCCGCCCCCGCCGCCCGAGCUCACGCUGCCCCCGCCCGCCCCGCUGCCGCCCCCGCCGCCGCCCGCCCCGCUGCUGCCGCCGCCGCCGCCCGCCCCGCCGGCGCCGCCCGCCCCGCCGGCUCCGCCCGCCCCGCCCGCCCCCGGCCUCAUGGCGCCCCCGCACCACACGGACGCGAUGACGAUCAAGAGAAAAGUCGACACCAAGUACAAAUUGCCCACGCUUAAUUGGAUCGCGCUGAAACCGAAUCAGGUGCGAGGUACGAUAUUCAACGAGCUGGACGAGGAGCGUCCGCGGCGGCGCAUCAACUUCGCGGAGUUCGAGGAGAAGUUCCGCAUCGGCGGCGGCGGCGGCGCGGCGCGCGAGCCCGACGACGCGCUCGCCUCCUUCCCCAGCAAGCGCUUCCGCCGCCCCGACACCGUGUCGCUGCUGGAGCACGCGCGCCUGCGCAACAUUGCAAUAUCCCGAAGAAAACUCGACACGCCAGUAGAAAAAGUCAUAUCAGCGAUCCAAACUCUAGACCUGAAACAGCUACCGCUCGAGAGCGUCGAAAUCCUACAAAGAAUGGUACCAACAGAAGCAGAACAAAAAGCCUACAAAGAAUACGUUUCGGAAAAGAAAAAUAUAAACCAAUUGACCGAAGAGGAUAAAUUCCUAAUGCAACUAGCCAAAGUGGAAAGAAUCUCAGCUAAACUGUCUAUAAUGAGUUAUAUGGGCAACUUCUACGACAAUAUACAUUUGAUCACGCCCCAAGUACACGCUAUAAUAUCGGCAUCGUCAUCAGUCAAAUCUUCCCAGAAGUUAAGGAACGUUCUGGAAAUUAUUUUAGCUUUUGGGAAUUAUUUGAAUAGUAGCAAACGUGGUCCGGCGUACGGUUUUAAGUUGCAGUCGUUAGAUACUCUGAUGGAUACGAAGUCGACGGACAAGCGAGUCUCGCUCCUGCACUACAUAGUGGCUACCAUCAGGCAAAACUUCCCCGAGCUGAUGAAUUUCGAUACAGAACUCAUGUACAUUGAUAAGGCUGCACAAGUGUCGCUGGAGAACCUGACGGCGGACGCGUGCGAGCUGGAGCGCGGCAUGGAGGCGGCGCGGCGCGAGGCGGAGGCGCGCGGCGGCGCGGCGCACGUGCUGCGCGACUUCGUGGCCAACGCCGCCGACAAGCUGCGCCGGCUGCGCGCCGAGGCCAAGCUGGCGCAGGACUCUUUUGCGGCGUGCGUGGAAUACUUCGGCGAGGCCCCGCGCAGUUGCGACGCCAACGCCUUCUUCUCACUGCUCGUACGGUUUACGAGGGCUUUUAAGCAAGCGGACAUGGAAAACGAACAACGUCGGAGGCUUGAGCAAGCGGCACAUGCAGACAAUCUCGACCCCAAUAAGGCUAAGCUCGUGCAGAAGAAACAACAGGAGGCUGUAAUCAACGAAUUAAAAACGAAAUCGCAGGCCGUAGAAAAGAAACUCCUUCACCAAGACGAAGUGUACAACGGUGCUCUAGAGGACAUACUGCAUGGACUCCGAAGCGAGCCCUACCGUCGUGCAGACGCCGUCCGACGAUCUCACAGACGCAGGAUUAACUCCCACAGACUGUCCAAAGGGCUGGAAGAGUUAGACGUA